AUGUACUUUAGGGAUGACGAUAGAGAGGAUUUAACCGAGGCAUCCGCGACACAGGCAGAGAAGGAGGAGGUGGAUUCCCGUUCAGUAUAUGUUGGUAAUGUGGACUAUGGCUGCACACCUGAGGAGGUGCAACAGCAUUUUCAGUCAUGUGGUACGGUAAAUAGGGUGACUAUUUUGACCGAUAAGUUUGGCCAGCCGAAAGGUUUUGCUUACGUAGAGUUUGUUGAAACUGAGGCUGUGCAAAAUGCUUUACUUCUGAAUGAUUCCGAGUUGCAUGGCCGUCAGCUGAAGGUAUCUGCUAAGAGGACUAAUGUUCCUGGGAUGAAACAAUAUCGAGGAAGACGUCCCAACCCUUAUUUUGGAUCAAGAAGGCCGUUCAUGCCUGGUCCACCUGCGUACCCUCCCUAUGGUUAUGGGAGGGUUCCAAGGUUUAGGCGUCCUAUGCACUACAGGCCAUAUUGA
This is a messenger RNA of Fraxinus pennsylvanica, 462 nucleotides long. The record is from the annotation of a GenBank genome assembly. NCBI's taxonomy places the organism in Eukaryota, Viridiplantae, Streptophyta, Magnoliopsida, Lamiales, Oleaceae.